AUGGCAACUGACAAAGCCACUGAGAGUUAUGUUCAACCAGCGAUUCCACGAUUUGAUGGUCAUUACGACCAUUGGAGCAUGCUGAUGGAGAAUUUUCUCAGGUCAAAGGAGUACUGGAAUCUUGUGGAAUCAGGAAUUGACGCCCCAGCAGAGGGAGUUGUGUUGACUGAACAACAACAAAAGAGGGUUGCUGAACAGAAGCUGAAGGACUUGAAGGUGAAAAAUUACCUUUUUCAGGCACUUGAUCGAUCCAUCCUGGAGACUAUACUCGAGAAGGAGACCUCCAAACAAAUAUGGGAUUCUUUGAAGAAGAAAUAUGAAGGGUCAGAUAGGGUGAAGCGUGCAGUGCUUCAAACUCUAACAAGGGAUUUUGAAAAUCUACAAAUGAAAUCAGGAGAGUCCAUCACUGAUUUCUUUGCUAGAACCCUGGGAAUAGCAAGCAAGAUGAGAUCCAAUGGUGGCACCAUGGAAGAAGUCAAAGUUGUGGAGAAGAUUAUGAGAUCAUUGACUCCAAAAUUUGACUACAUUGUCUGUUCAAUUGAGGAGGCAAAGAAUGUUGCUGAGUUACGAGUUGAUGAACUACAAAGCUCUUUGUUAGUGCAUGAACAAAGACUUAACCGCACCACUGCCAGUGAAGAACAAACAGCUCUAAAAGCUUCCACUUUUUCUGAGCCCUCAAGUUCUAGAGGAGGAAGAGGUCAUGGAAGAGGUGGACGUGGUAGAGGAAGAGGUGGUCGUGGUCAUCGAGGUGGUGGACGGUCUGGACAUAGAGAUGAUAGCAAGUCAUCUCAUGGUUUCAAAAGAGAUGAUGACUCUGAAGAAAAAGGAGCAUAUCACUUUGAUAAGUCAAAAGUGGAGUGCUAUAGAUGUGAGCUUAAGGAGAAUGUAGAGUCUAGUGCCAUUGUCAUGGUUGGUUUCCAUUGCCCCUAA
Molecule: messenger RNA, 930 nt
Organism: Prunus avium (sweet cherry)
Lineage: Eukaryota; Viridiplantae; Streptophyta; Magnoliopsida; Rosales; Rosaceae
Source: RefSeq, a predicted model, not a curated record